UCUACUUCGAAGGCGGAAACUCGGAUUUGGCGGUAUAUAAGCGGCUGAGCGUGGGAUUUUUCUAUCAAUGUGUGUGCCUCCCAAGGUCCGUUCUGUGACGCGGGGGAAUCUGUUUUGACAGCGUGGCGUGGCAGUGACAGAGCCGAGAGACCUCGACCCUCACAACUGCCGGGCUGGGACUGAAACCCAUGCCGCUGCCGCCAGACAGAGCGCUGUCCGCCCUCUGUGGUGCUGAACCUCAGGACCCGACUCUGCGACAGGUGACGUAGAGCUCAUCUAAGAGACUCAAGUGAUAAAAAAGAAGAAGAAAAGAGCAACAGCAAAGCUGCACAAAGACUUUGUGUGUGUGGAUUUGAAGCAGGUUAAAAACAGAAGAAAGUGAAAGCAGAGAGAGGAAGUGAUGGCCGGACUCCCCCCCGCCCUCGGCGUCGCUGCAGCGGUGUGAGCACAGCAGUGCGCUGCCGCCUCGUACCGGAACCCAGCGGAGCCUCCGUAGGAGGAGAGUCAGAGAUAAGUGAGGUACGCUCCGCGACUGUUAGGGGGGAACACAUGUAAUAGCUUGCGGUUCUACAUGAAGCUGCAAAUAUGGGCUGUAUCAGCUCCAAAGCGCCAGUUGUGGCGGUUGACGGUUCGUUGCGCGUGGACUGGAGCGCGGCAAGCUCCCUGUCUGACCUAGCGCUCCUGGGGAGCACGCGGACCUCCUUGGCGCGCAGGCUGAUACUGACAGCACCGUUGGGCGCACUGGACUUCAGCGAGGUGAAUGUUGACGACACCGUUGAAAUGUUACCAAAAUCAAGAAGAGCUCUCACUAUUCAAGAGAUUGCUGCGUUAGCACGAUCCUCCCUGCACGGUAUUUCCCAGGUGGUCAAGGACCAUGUGACGAAGCCUACAGCCAUGGCACAGGGCAGAGUAGCCCAUCUAAUAGAGUGGAAAGGCUGGUGCAAGCCUAUAGACACUACAGCGGCCCUGGAAUCAGACUUCAACUCCUAUUCUGACCUCACUGAAGGAGAGCAGGAGGCACGCUUUGCUGCUGGUGUGGCGGAGCAGUUUGCCAUUGCAGAGGCUAAGCUGAGGGCCUGGUCCUCUGUGGAUGGCGACGAGUCCAAUGAUGACUCAUAUGAUGAAGACUAUCUGCCUGCGAAUGAGCCCACCACACAGAGCACAGAUGUGCCAUCUUAUCCUCCCUACUUGAAGGACCUGAUCCACAGUCAGCUUUGCCAACACCUCGGCUUCCGAAGCCCCUGUUGCGAGAGUCGAGGUGGAGGUGUAGAGGGAGGCGGCAGUGGAGAGCCCUCCCCUACGGCAGGCUCUCCUGACACCCUGUGCUCCAGCCUCUGCAGCCUGGAUGAGCAGCACCCGCUGCUGCGCGACCUGGGAGGCCACCGUGGCACCCACUCCCACAGCAACGCCGCAGAGCUCGCCGCAAAGAUCCUGUCGGCGCUGCACGGACGGGAGGAGCUGCUCCUCGCCCGACUUCAGAGGGUGGGGCAGAGUGGGCCUGGCGGGGGAGACUGUGGCUUCCAAAGCCUGGGUGUGGUAGGGCGGGGCAUCAGGCCCUGUGGGGGUCAGGACUCGCCUUGCUACUCAAUGUCUUAUUCUGACACGUACCUGUCACCAGGCGAGGACGACGACACCCCCUGCAAGGACUAUGACGGCACCGUGUGCCAGGUGGAGGCGGAGCGCAACGGGGUGGAAUACCCACCCAACUAUGACCCUCGCAGGAGGGUAUCCGACGUGGCCUCCUCUGGUGUCGUUUCUCUGGAUGAGGAGGAUGAAGAGGAGGAGGAGGAGGAAGAAGGGAGGGCAGGAGAGCCAAACAACCAGUGACUCCUCUCUUCUCGCCUCAGUGUUGAAUCCCUCCACACCCUCUGAAAGACUCCCCCGCCCCCUUCAUGGCAUCUGAAAAAUGUCACCCUCUGAGCAUGUUGGUUUUUUUUCUGUCUCUCCUUGGACCGAUUAAAUCAUCCGUCUUUGCCUUACUCGCAGCAUUUCCUCAUAACUGCUUUGUCCUCAUCCCACGUCUCCCGUCAGUUUUCCUUUGAAGGCGUCCAAACAAUCUUUUUUCUUAUCAAUGUGAAAGCGGCGAGUGUGCUGGACUUGCCGAAGCAGCCCAGCGACCGACUCGUGGGUAUGACGCUCACAGUUUUCGGCUUUGUUCUGUACCUGCGAAGCAAACAGAUGCCGCUCCGAGGCACACAGAAUGACUGAGAGUCCAAAACUCUGACUUACUAUUUGCAUGUGUUUUGCAAGUGCUGAAAUCAUUGGGCUGACCCGGUCUUGAGCACGAUUUGUAAUCUCAGCUGUUCUGUAUAACCCCCCUCCCUCCCUGCCCAUCUCCCCCCUCCCACCUCAGCGUCUCCCACAGGAGGGCAGGUUGACAUUGCAUCCUGGGACCUGCCCUUCCUCCCUCCCCCCAAACCCCCCUCCUUUGCAAGAGACUAAAUAGCAUCCUUUUUGGGCAUGGCUUGCUGAGUAUGCCAAACUAUUUAUCCCUGUCACUACCAAUUAUGAGCAAAUGCUGGGAAUGUCUUCAAAGUGACAGGACAUAGUAUGUAUUUUAAAAUAACAAAGUUAAAAAAAACAAACAAACAAACAAACAAACAGAUUUGUCACAGAUGAUAUGACAGAAAUGAUAUGCUUUUAUUGUACUAGUUUUCUAUCACUCAGACAGUUGUUGUUCAUAUUAUUCCAAACGUGAUUAUGAUGGGCAUCCGCCAUAAUGAUCAGCUUUGGCUUCUGGAUAUUUUGAGUGAUUCUGUGGAUUCCUGCAGGGAAAACACAAGAAUUUUGGUAGUCCCGAAGUGGCUGUGGGUGUUCAGCAGGAAGCCACGCAGUCUUAAACAGACAGAUAUGUUUUUUUGUUUUUUCCUCUGUGAAGCGAUAAGUUGCAUUGGAGAUUUUUCUAUAUUUUUGUAUGCGUUGUCUUGCUUUGAUCUCUUCGCCUAUGCGGCGUGCCAGUGUAUGUGGUUUUUUGCACGAAGCUAACGUGGCUGUAGAUUUCUCCUUUUCUUUGUUAUCACUGUGUGAUAUAGUCUACUGGGAAACAGACAAACAAAAACAACAUUCAAAUGUGAACAAAAAAAAUAAUUUCAAAGAGGAUACUGUGAUACGGUUUGUUAUCGCCAUUUGUCAUGAUCCUCGUGAAGAGCUUGUUUUUUUCUCUCCCUUCUUCCUUUUUUUCUUUCUAAAAACCGUCUUCGCUCUCUUCUCUCAUGCUGACUCUCGGAAAGCUUUGCCUUUUAUUCUCGACUUUCUCUUCUUUUUCUACGAUGCUUGGCAAAAGGGCAUGUUUAUGUGACACGUUGCAGAAUCUCCUGUCUCCAUUGUGACGUCAGGAGUCCUGUUGAGGUUCUCCCAGAGGGACUGUCAUUCAUACAACUCAGGAAAUCCCAUCGGGCCAGAGCAUCGAUGCAUCCCGCCCCCGCUCGCAUCACACCGCUCAGCUCUCAUCCCCCGCCUGCUCCUGUGUGUGUGUGUGUGCUUUGUAUGUGAGAAAAAGCCCAGUGCGCAUACUCAAUUUCUACAAAUAAUUAAAGCACAGAAUCAGUCCCCACAUCCCUUAAUUUAUUUUGUUCGACUGUUUAAAAAAGCCUCACUGUGCUACUCUGUAAGUUUUUGCACAGGUGUGUGGGUGUGUUAUUGUGUGUAUGUGUGUCUGUAUUGUAAGAUGUCAGCAAGCACUUUAAGCUUGCACCGUAUAUUCAUUCCAAAACCCCUUCAAUGCAGCAAUUCCCUUUAAAACAGUGUCUGGUGUAGCUGGGAGCUGGACAGAGGUUUGACUUCUACCAGUGUGGGAGAUUAAAAGAAACAAAAAACAUAAUGGUGCAUAAAAUGAAAAAAAAAAAUUAAGCAAAAAGUGGCGAUAAAGCUAAAUCGUCUGAAUUCUAAUCAAAACUAUGUGAAAAUGAGGAGGAGCAUUUGAAAAGAUUGUGACAACUCAGGGGGAACCAUUGAAGCUGUGCCUUUCAUUUGACCUCCCAUGUUUCAUCAUCAUCGCCAUAAUCAAAUCUACGAUGUCACUCAGGCCGUAGCUUGGCCUCCUUACCCACCUUUGCUUUAAAAAAAACAAUAUGAGUGAGAGCAGAGUAAAAAUCCUGAGUUGGAGUUGGACGGUGAGAGCAAAGAUCCUGUUGCAUCUCCUCUGUGUCCGCCUGCUGUAGCUGGAGGUUACAGCCAGCCCAUUUGCGUCAUUGUCCUUUUGGUUGACAUUAAAAGCUAGGUGAUGCUGGCAAAGCGAGGUUGUGCUUUUGUCUGGGUGUCGUGACGCGAGUGUGCCAUUGUCCACCCCCCACCCUGAAACCCCCUCCUUUUUUCCUCUAUUUAUCUUCUCACUUUGUCCGCCACUGUGCACGCGUUCUCCCUGUGUGUGUGUCUCUAAGCGUCCUCACCUUCCCUCUGUGUGUGGCUGUGUGUGUGUGAGACUGAAGGUGAUGCAUUUUUCAUUCACCCAGCUGUCUUAUUCUGUCUCACACACAUCCACACAAGUGUGUUUUAUUAUUAGAGACUUCAGUCAUUAACCUUUUCCUGUGUAGAAGUGGCAUUUUUCUGAAUUUCUUCAUCUUUUCUGUCCUCCUGGGAGUGUUUUCUCCAUAUAAAAAGUAAAAAAAGUAGCAGAUUUCCCACUGACACACACGCAGACAGCCUGAUGAAUGUGUCCCGUUUCCAUCCUGCUGUAGCCGUCCUGUCAUUUCCUGUCUCCUCUCCUCUCUUCCCACCUUCCUUUUGUCCCUUUCCCCCCCUCCCCAUUCUCUCUCUCUCGCCCUCCAUCUAUCCCCACAGGGGUGUCAUUACGUAACUAAGAGGACAUCUGAGUGCCACCUUUGCCGACAGGCAAUUAGCUAGCGAUUAUAAAACCGCCUGGUGAUCAGGAGAUGCGUCUCUCUCCUGUCUGUCGUUUUCCCCUUCACUCUGUCGUCACCCUCCCCACACUGGCUCUCCUCACCACCACCACAACCUGUUUUCUAAGUGACAUCUUUCGAGGUUGGCUGUCCCAGAAAACUCCUCACAGUUUUUUUUACUUCCACGCUCUCUGUUUUGAAGUGAACAAUAUUUUGUGGGCCACUAACAAAAGACCACUCUGCUGUCUCUGAGUCUGACAGAUGUCUUUGCAGUGAAACAUAUUCCUCUGUGUGUGUGCGUGUGUCUCUGGGCAGUGUGUUUUCGUUUGUUGCUUCAGGCAAGCACUGACAUUGGAUACUUAUUAGAGAGAAGUGUUCCAGAUUCUGUGUGUACGUGUGUGAUAGUGGCGGGAGAACCCAGCGCUAUAAAAAGACA
Oreochromis niloticus (Nile tilapia) is the source of this 5274-nucleotide messenger RNA. It is a transcript of the gene fam131ab, whose product is annotated as family with sequence similarity 131 member Ab. NCBI's taxonomy places the organism in Eukaryota, Metazoa, Chordata, Actinopteri, Cichliformes, Cichlidae. The transcript is spliced from 6 exons. The record is from RefSeq and is a predicted model, not a curated record. The coding region runs from base 586 to 1827 and encodes 413 amino acids.